This is a messenger RNA of Theobroma umbraticum, 1043 nucleotides long. Lineage: Eukaryota; Viridiplantae; Streptophyta; Magnoliopsida; Malvales; Malvaceae. The record is from RefSeq and is a predicted model, not a curated record.
ACACAUUUUCAAGCCUAUCUCAGCCUCUUUCAUUCUUUUUAUUCUACACCAAAAAGAAAAGGGCAAAUAUGGCUCACUUGUUGAAGGAAAAACCAGGAUUGAUCGAUGGAAGCAAUGUUAUGGAAGACAUCGAAGUCCCCGAAAUUGAUGCUGCUCUUUUAAUGUCCUUAUUAGAGGAGUCACAUUGUGAGGAGUACUGCAAUGAGGAACAAGUAAAUAGCUUAAUGGAAUCUCUAGAAGCAGAGAUUAGAAUGGCAAACCAUGAUUCAUGCUAUGAAGGAGACAUGGAAAGCAACGAUGGCUUCAAUUGCUUUGAAUGGACGGAAAUGGAAAUGGUGCCUUCCUCGCCAAGCGAUGACAUGAACUGGUAUGUGGAGGCUCAUGUAGAAGAGAUGGAUGGCAUGGUCGAAUUCGGAAAUGGAUUCCCUCAGAAUUAUUAUGAAAUUCCAUUGGAACAUGGCUAUAGCUCUCUGUGGCAACAGACCUAUGGCCCAGCUGACCUUGAUGAUAACACCCCGAUACUAUGAUUUCUUCUCGAGAAGCAUGGUGCCAAUGCAACACUAGUGGCCCAUCCGCAACACAAGUAAAUGCAAAGAUCUAAAGUUUGGGGUUGAAUGGGGUAAUAAUCACCCUGACAAGGCAUCAGGCUAUUGGGAAGGCAAGAAGCAAAUUAAUCGAAGAGUUUCUGACAAUGCGAAACGUAUAUGAUUAUAUGUUUCAUUUGUUGAACUAAUAUGCCAAGCUCUUGAACUUUAAACCAACAAUACCUUUUAAAAGCACAAAUGGUCUGCUUUGAAACCGCAGCAUGCUCAAGGGAGGGUUUAUGGAGGGAGUAUAUGGAUCAGCCUAUGGUGAAGUCCCCUAGUGAUAAGCUUCCAUGCACAUUCUCUCCUCCGUGUGAACCUCAAGCUCUUCAAGCUUCUCUCGACCAAAAGGAAAGAAUAACUAUGCAACUGAUGGAGUGGUAGACUGAAUAUUAGAUGAAAUUAAGUGAUAAGAAGCAAUAGAGACCCUCUUUUUUGUUUCAUUUUCAUGGUCAUUGU